Melopsittacus undulatus (budgerigar) is the source of this 1266-nucleotide messenger RNA. Its product is annotated as bone morphogenetic protein 2-B-like. The record is from RefSeq and is a predicted model, not a curated record. Gene Ontology annotation, cellular component: extracellular region. Lineage: Eukaryota; Metazoa; Chordata; Aves; Psittaciformes; Psittaculidae. Gene Ontology annotation, molecular function: growth factor activity; cytokine activity.
CCUGCACCUUCCCCUCUCUGUGCCAAGCUUCUUACAGAGCCCAAGCCUCUGGGCCUCUUUCACAGGUGGGUUUCCUAUUCCCGGUGGGAUCUACAGGCAGUUAUAAAUGCGGCUCGGGGGAGGCAGAGGGGAGCGGCGCUGGGCCGGGGAAACAGAGCUAUGCUGGGGACCGUCCUGCUGCUGCUGGCGCUGGCCAAGCCGGUGAGCCCGGCCGGAGCCGAGAGCCGGAGAGCUGAGGCGCUGAAGAGGCUCCUGGAAGUCUUUGGCAUUGAAGACCCUCCGCCCCCCCCGGCUCACGUCAAGCAACCGCCCCAGUACAUGGUGGAUCUGUUCAACACCGUCGCCAACGCGGAUGGAGUCACCAAGAACCCCGACAUCCUGGAGGGCAACACGGUCCGCAGCUUCUUGGAUAAGACCCAGAGCGAGGACAUGCGGUUCCUCUUCAUCCUCUCCAGCGUGGCCAAGAGCGAGAAGAUCCUGACAGCAGAGCUGCACCUCUUCCGCCUCUGGCCCAGGGUCACCGACGGGCCCAAAAGGCACCACUUGUGCCAGGUCAACGUCUACCAAGUGCUGGAGGGGAGCGAGGCGGCCGCGCCGGGGGGCAGGAAGCUGCUGGCGGCCAGGCUGGUCCCGCUGCAGGGCUCGGGCUGGGAGGUUUUCGCCAUCACUCAGGCUGUUAUCGACUGGACUGAAGAUGAAAGCAGCAACCAGGGUUUGCUGGUGACAGUGCAGGGGCUGGGGGGCAGUCCCCUUGAGCCCCCUUCGCUGCAGUUUGCAUCUGGCAGGGACCACCACGAGAGCAAGAAGCCAAUGUUGGUCCUGUUCACAGAUGAUGGGCGCCGGGGAGCAUCUCCUGCCAUGGCCGGCUUCCCAGAUCCCCAGCCUCAGGCCCCCAUCGUCCCCCCCAAGCUGUCAGUGCCACGCAGCACACGCUCGCUGGACCGGCUCCAGCCCUGCCAGAGGCACCCCUUGUCUGUGGACUUCGAGGAGAUCGGCUGGUCAGGCUGGAUCAUCUCCCCCCGGGGGUACAACGCUUACCACUGCAAAGGCUCCUGCCCCUUCCCGCUGGGAGAGAACAUGCGCCCGACCAACCACGCUACCGUGCAGUCCAUCAUCAACGCGCUUAAGCUGAGCGAGGGGGUGAGCAGCCCCUGCUGUGUGCCUGACAAGCUCUACUCCAUCAACCUCCUCUACUUCGAUGACGAUGAGAACGUGGUCCUCAAGCAGUACGAUGACAUGGUGGCCGGGAGCUGCGGCUGCCACUGA